This is a messenger RNA of Colletes gigas, 2655 nucleotides long. It is a transcript of the gene Uxs, whose product is annotated as UDP-glucuronic acid decarboxylase 1. Gene Ontology annotation, cellular component: cytoplasm. Gene Ontology annotation, molecular function: NAD+ binding; UDP-glucuronate decarboxylase activity. The coding region runs from base 232 to 1587 and encodes 451 amino acids. The record is from RefSeq and is a predicted model, not a curated record. Lineage: Eukaryota; Metazoa; Arthropoda; Insecta; Hymenoptera; Colletidae. Gene Ontology annotation, biological process: D-xylose metabolic process. The transcript has 4 exons.
CUACGUCAAUAAUUAAACGAAAACUGCACAAGAAUAGUGAGUUUCGUCUUGAACGGCAGUGUUACUGUGGGAGGUUAUGUUUUUAAAUCCUGAAGCUUGAAAAAUGACAUGUCUGGUACAAUCAAGCGUUACCUAUUGCUUUCACUGCACAGUGUCAUGUUGACAAUCUGUGACAAAUCGAGGGAAAAUUAACGCAAGUAUCUUCGACCAAGGCAUGCGCAAUGUUAAAGCAUGGUUGUUACUCCACGAAAGAUGAAACAGGUUGCCUUUUCCGUGAUUUGUGUUAUAUUAGUGUUAGGCUUUUACAAAACGUUAGUUAGCCCGGAAGAAGAACAAUCUUUUCCUAGAGUUCACCCAAGGGACCGUAAAUCUCAUGUAGGGGAUAUUGUAAAUGACAUUGAAACUGUUGAUCAAAAAGUUGACGAAGCCGAAGAAGAUACUCCUUAUACAGACAUUAGAAAUAUUGAAGAAGCAAAGACACGAAUUCGUGAUUUAGAGGGUAAAUUGCAGCAUCUCGAAGCAAAAAUUGAGAACAGAGUGUCAAAGGAUUUUCCAACAGUCAAGUUCCUUAAUUAUAAAAAUCGAAAAAGAAUUUUGGUCACUGGUGGUGCAGGCUUUGUUGGGUCACAUUUGGUCGACCGUUUAAUGCUUGCUGGCCAUGAAGUAAUAGUUGUAGAUAACUUCUUCACUGGAAGAAAACGCAACGUUGAACAUUGGGUUGGUCAUGAAAACUUUGAACUUGUUCACCAUGACAUAGUUAGACCCCUUUAUUUAGAAGUCGAUGAAAUCUAUCAUCUUGCCAGCCCAGCUAGUCCACCACACUAUAUGCUAAACCCAGUAAAAACAAUAAAAACAAAUACUUUAGGUACAAUAAAUAUAUUAGGUCUUGCAAAACGGGUAGGAGCAAGAGUUUUAAUUGCUAGUACGUCCGAAGUUUACGGAGAUCCUAACGAGCAUCCUCAAGCAGAAACUUAUUGGGGUCACGUGAAUCCUAUAGGGCCAAGAGCUUGUUACGACGAAGGAAAACGCGUUGCCGAAACGUUAAGCUAUGCAUACAUGCGGCAAGAGGGUGUUUCGGUCCGCGUCGCCCGAAUUUUUAACACUUUCGGUCCUAGAAUGCAUAUGAACGACGGUCGGGUGGUUUCGAAUUUUAUUCUGCAGGCAUUACAGAAUGAUUCAAUUACGAUAUAUGGUAGUGGAAAACAGACGCGAUCUUUUCAGUACGUGUCUGAUUUAGUUGAUGGACUAGUUGCCUUAAUGGCAUCUAACUAUACCCAACCUGUGAACAUUGGAAAUCCUGUUGAACAUACAAUAGAAGAGUUUGCACUUAUAAUAAAAGAUCUAGUUGGUACAAAUAGUAAAAUCGUUGAGCUUGCUGCGGUCGAAGAUGAUCCUCAAAGAAGGAGACCCGAGAUUACUAGAGCUAAGAAAUACUUGAAUUGGGAGCCAAAGGUUCCUUUAGCUGAAGGACUUAAGAAAACAAUAGUGUACUUCGCUAAAGAAUUACAAAGAACAAAGCACUCACAAAAAAGUAGUUUUAUCCAGAAAUCUUACAAAAACGAUCAUGAUAUAGUAGAACAACUUUAGUAGAUUAAAUGUUAACACGAUUAAUUUAUCCACUUUUAAGAGAGGCUUAAAAGUGCCAUUAAGAUAUGGACCACUAUGUGCCAAAAGAUUCCCCGUCCAAAUUGAAUUUCGUAAUAAUUUUAAUAUUAACGGAUACAUGCUCUUGAUUUAACAAAUACAGAAUGUUUGUUGCGAAAUUGAUCCUGUAUAUUUGUACAGGGUGUCAGGUAUAAUCAACUUUCUUUCAGCUUCAAGGUGUGAAAUUACGUUUGUAAAGUUCCGUAAGUAAUUUCUUUUACAUCCUUUUUCAUCCUCUCAUUUUAUAUCCUUAAAAAAUAUUAAUUGUGUUUCUAACGUGUCUUUUAUGUAAGAAAUUUUCGAUCGCAUAGUUCUUGAAAUUGUUCGAUAUAAAUGAGAAAGUAACGGUGCUGGUGGAAGUUAUUGAUAUCCUUUUUUUUUUUUGUGCGUAUUACUAGGAUAAAUUUUACAUACAAACUUUAAUAUAUUGAGCUGAUUUUACUUAAUAUUUCUAUAUAAUCGAUUCUCCUCCAACUGUACAUGUUCAUUGUGUUUUGUAAAAUGUAUGAAACAUGUAUCAUAGUAACAUAAUUAAUGUGCAUUUGUAUACGCAUACAAAUAGUACAUUUUUAAGGAAUGUUUCUGUCACCGUAUUUUUUACCAUAGAAAGAAGGGUGUUUCCAUGUUUCUCGUUCUGUAAAACGGGAAACGAGUUUUUGUAUUAAUAUAGAAAUCGUAUUGUGUGAUAUAUACAUCCUGUAAUCGUAAGCCGCGAUACUGUAAUAUUGAAGAACAUAUAAACAGAAAAGUAAUUUUAUACUUUAUGAAUAAUUAUACAAGAGUAAAUAAGUGAAUAGCUUUGUAAAGGUAUCUCCUUUUCGUUACAGUCAUUAUAUUACUCUAACUUACGUACGAAUAAACUCAACGCGGGUGCGGAACUAUCAUGCUUCUACGUCUAGAUAGACAAUGUGAAAUGGAUAUUUACACUGCAAUGUAUUGUCAAUUGUGUAUUUAUUGUUUGUGUAUUUGAAAAAUUCUGAGACGAAAAUUUGAAAAAUAGAGAAUGUUUUA